CAGACGCGCAAAUGAGUUCGGUUCGUGCGGCCCUGGUCACCUCCCUGAACACAAAAGGGAGGUGCAUGGACAACAGAGGCGCUGGACCGUCCUUUCUGGGCUUUACUCACAAGGCAGGAUGGAUUCUCGUAACCUGUGAGAAUCAACGCAGCAAAGACUGGCUUGUGAGCGAAGUCCCAAAUUGCAAGCCAUGGCCUGAGGCGAACCUAUCCAUAAUGGAGGAUAGCGAGCUUCCAAAGCCAUGGAUUGCAACCACCCUCAUUCCGGCGACUGAUGCGUCCUCUGUCUCUGAGGCUCUGGACACCAUCAGAUACCAGAAUGAGGGGCUUUACCCUGAACACUGGAGGGUCCUCAGCGAGAAGGUCGACGGAGCAGGCAUCAUUGCUGCCAUCUCCCUCGACGAGAUCUCCGUUGAGACCCUCCGCGCACGUGACUUUCGGGUCAAUAUUGGCUUCCGGAAGAUAGUGUUCAGGGUGAGAGGAGCCAAUACUGGUUCUGCCUCGGGGGCAGCUGCAGAGGUGCACACUAACCCGGCGACUGCAGCACCUGGCUCGACUGGCCUGGGAGUGGGGUCGGCUGGGCUAAGCACCAGUUCGGCACCACCCGCUCCUGGCCCAAGCGGGCUGGGGGGCAGGAGCGCGGGGAACCAGGGGAGAGCAGUACCCGGUACGAGCGGACGGGGGGGGGGAGGUGCCGGCCGUAAAACUGGUAGCUCCUACAACCCUGUAUCGAGCGGACUGGCGGGCUCUCAUACUGGGCAAAACACCUCUGCGGCUGGCCGUAGAGGAAAGGCGGGCAAGGGGCCUAAGGGGGCUCAUUCCGGCAGAGGGCACGCGCCCUCUCCAACGGGAGGAGGCUCUGGUGGACCCGCACCCGUCGUUAAAAGGGCCAAAUAAAUGGCGACUCCCGGGGCACCGGCGAGGGUCCUCCAAGCUAACCUUCACCACGCGGCCG
Molecule: messenger RNA, 954 nt
Organism: Pararge aegeria (speckled wood butterfly)
Lineage: Eukaryota; Metazoa; Arthropoda; Insecta; Lepidoptera; Nymphalidae
Product: cuticle collagen 13-like
Exons: 1
Coding region: 12-896 (294 amino acids)
Source: RefSeq, a predicted model, not a curated record